Meriones unguiculatus (Mongolian gerbil) is the source of this 2745-nucleotide messenger RNA. It is a transcript of the gene Srsf10, whose product is annotated as serine and arginine rich splicing factor 10. Gene Ontology annotation, molecular function: RNA binding. Lineage: Eukaryota; Metazoa; Chordata; Mammalia; Rodentia; Muridae. The record is from RefSeq and is a predicted model, not a curated record. Bases 154 to 939 code for a protein of 261 amino acids. The transcript is spliced from 6 exons.
GCGGGAGCCCAAGUCUCGCGAGAAGAGGCAGUUGCCGUAGCGGAGCCCUCUAGGCUCUAGGAGCGAGUGUGAGUGGCUGUGAGCCGCCGCCGGAGUCGCGGACGGUUUGCUGGAGCCCGUUAGUGCCGCUGGCCCGGAGUCCCCGCCGCCGUCAUGUCCCGCUACCUGCGCCCCCCGAACACGUCCCUGUUCGUCAGGAACGUGGCCGACGACACCAGGUCUGAAGAUUUGCGUCGGGAAUUUGGUCGAUAUGGUCCAAUAGUAGAUGUUUAUGUUCCACUUGAUUUCUACACUCGGCGUCCAAGAGGAUUUGCAUAUGUUCAAUUUGAGGAUGUUCGUGAUGCUGAAGAUGCUUUACAUAAUUUGGACAGAAAAUGGAUUUGUGGGCGUCAGAUUGAAAUACAGUUCGCACAGGGGGAUCGGAAGACACCAAAUCAAAUGAAAGCCAAGGAAGGGAGGAAUGUAUACAGCUCUUCACGAUAUGAUGAUUAUGAUCGAUACAGACGUUCUCGGAGCCGAAGUUAUGAAAGGAGGAGAUCAAGGAGUCGCUCUUUUGAUUAUAACUAUAGGAGAUCUUACAGUCCUAGAAAUAGACCGACUGGAAGACCACGGCGUAGCCGAAGCCAUUCCGACAAUGAUAGAUUCAAACACCGAAAUCGAUCUUUUUCAAGAUCUAAAUCCAAUUCAAGAUCACGGUCCAAGUCCCAGCCCAAGAAAGAAAUGAAGGCUAAAUCACGUUCUAGGUCUGCAUCUCACACCAAAUCUAGAGGCACUUCUAAGACAGAUUCCAAAACACAUUAUAAGUCUGGCUCAAGAUAUGAAAAGGAAUCAAGGAAAAAAGAACCACCUAGAUCCAAAUCUCAGUCAAGAUCACAGUCUAGGUCUAGGUCAAAAUCUAGAUCAAGGUCUUGGACUAGUCCCAAGUCCAGUGGCCACUGAUAGUAUAAAUCAUGAUACUUUCUAGGCAUGUAUCAUUCAUUUACUCAUAGUUUGGUAUACCUAAAUUAUCAGGAAUACAAUGUUGCAAUGAUGCGUUUAAAACAAAAAGCAAAACACUUCUUAGUUUUCCCUGUACUGGGCCAUGGUUAUAAUUAGAAUGCUAUGCUGUUGAGAAGCCACUCUAAGAGUCCAGUUUGUUUAAUGUUAUGGGCAGCUACCAAUUUGUGGUGUCUCUGUAUAUUUUUGUAAAGAUUCUCAUUUUUUAUGCUUGAAGUAUUUGGUGAAAAGAUGUUGGUUGACCAUAAUUUGCAACAUUGUCUUAUUAAAAAUAAAUUUUCAUAUCCAUAUUUGGUAGAACUGUUAACCUAGAAAUGUAGCUUGCUAAUAAGAUAGAAUGAUACAAAAGUGAAGUUGUAGCCACAUUACAACACUGACUGCUCAGACACAUUUAGGUUCAGGGUGGACCUUUAUGUCUUGUCAAGAUGUCUAAGCCCAUGAUGAUUAUUUAUGAUGCAAUGUGGAAUAGUUCUUUUGUUAACUCCACUGUGGGGAUUGAUGCCAACUGGCUUAAGUAGCGUUUUCAGGGAGAUCGACCCUUUCACUGAAACAUGGAGCCUUCACUGCUUGCCCCCGUACCCCCUUAAGCACUGCUGGUUUCUGAGAUUUGGAACAUUAUUAAACACAAGGGAAAAAAAAAAACCUCCCCCUUAAGUUUUGAGUGUGUCAAUUAUGGCGGAAAUCAUUUUAAGGGGAAAAGACUGUUCUGAACAUAGUUUCUCUAAAAUUUAACUAUUGUUGAUCAUUGUUAUUUAGGGGUUUUGUUUUUUUGUUUUUUCUGUUAGAAGCAAGUAAACUGUUUGAAAGUACAUUUUGUUUAUGUGCAUAGUGUAAAACAAACUGAAUUUUGAUGCUUACAGCACUUGGCAUGUGCGUUCGUAUCAGAAUCUGCCUGCCCUCUUCAUGAGGGAGGCUUGCCCAUCACACCUCAGUUUAUUAAUGUGAGGCAGGUUGCAAAGAUGACACUCCUAGGUGAUUUUGUGGUGCCGUGAAGUUUUUGGGAAAAUUGAGUUUAAACAAAUGCCACAUCACUUAGUUUUUGAUAAUGUAGGACAUGACUAAAAAUAAGGAAAUGAUACCCUUAAAUAUUUAUAAUUUCUAGUAUUUCUCUUCAAGAUCGUUUUGGAGGCGAUACAGUGACUUGAAAUGUCCAGUGUCAUUUCAGAAUAAAAAGCUAGUAUCUUUAAAAUCUCAAGAGUGCUUGCUUACAGAUGUAAGUGAAGAUACUGUGUGGGAUGAUCCUUCUAGAGGAUUACCUUAUUUUUCCUUUCAGUUUUGGUUUUAGAAAUCUAGGCCUUGCUUGUAGAAAACAAAGGAUGGUUUAUAAGAACUGUUUGUGGAAUGUGUUUGGAGGAUUCAUUCUAGAACCUUUGUAUAUUUAAUAGUAUUUCUAACUUUCGUUUCUUUACUGUUUGCAGUUAAUGUUCUUGUUCUGCUAUGCAAUCAUUUAUAUGCACGUUUCUUUAAUUUUUUUAGAUUUUCCUGGAUGUAUAGUUUAAACAACAAAAAGUCUAUUUAAAACUGUAGCAGUAGUUUGCAGUUCUAGCAAAGAGGAAAGUUGUGGGGUUAAACUUUGUAUUUUCUUUCUUAUAGAAGCUUCUAAAAAGGUAUUUUUAUAUGUUCUUUUUAACAAAUAUUGUGUACAACCUUUAAAACAUCAAUGUUUGGAUCAAAACAAGACCCAGCUUAUUUUCUGCUUGCUGUAAAUUAAGCAAACAUGCUAUAAUAAAAACAAAAUGAAGGAAAUAA